UUGAUGCAGUGUAUGAUGCACUCAGAGGGCGAGGACCGUCUUGAGAAUAAAAUGAUGCCUUUCAUCGCCCAUGCAACAGGAAUAUUAAUGUCGGUGCCUGAAGACCUCUCACUAGAAGAAAGAGAAGAACUUUUAGACAUCCGUCGAAGAAAAAAGGAACUUAUUGAUGACAUCGAGAGGCUGAAGUAUGAAAUCGCAGAAGUGAUGACGGAGAUCGACAACCUCACGUCGGUGGAGGAGAGCAAAACGACUCAGAGGAACAAGCAGAUCGCCAUGGGAAGGAAGAAGUUCAACAUGGAUCCCAAAAAGGGAAUCCAGUUUCUAAUCGAGAACGACCUGCUGCAGAGCUCCCCAGAGGACGUGGCCCAGUUCCUGUAUAAAGGGGAAGGCCUGAAUAAGACCGUCAUCGGGGACUACCUGGGUGAGAGGGAUGAAUUUAACAUUAAAGUUCUUCAGGCUUUCGUGGAACUCCACGAGUUUGCUGAUCUCAACCUCGUACAAGCCUUAAGGCAGUUCCUCUGGAGCUUCAGGCUGCCGGGCGAGGCCCAGAAGAUCGACCGCAUGAUGGAGGCCUUCGCUGCUCGCUACUGCCUCUGCAACCCCGGCGUCUUCCAGUCCACGGACACAUGCUACGUGCUAUCCUUCGCCAUCAUCAUGCUCAACACCAGCCUCCACAAUCACAAUGUGCGCGACAAGCCCACCGCCGAGCGCUUUGUCACCAUGAACCGUGGCAUCAACGAGGGCGGGGACCUCCCCGAGGAGCUGCUGCGGAACCUGUACGAGAGCAUCAAGAAUGAGCCGUUCAAGAUCCCCGAGGACGACGGCAACGACCUGACGCACACGUUCUUCAACCCCGACCGGGAGGGCUGGCUCCUGAAGCUGGGGGGGCGCGUGAAGACCUGGAAGCGGCGCUGGUUCAUCCUCACCGACAACUGCCUCUAUUACUUUGAAUACACGACGGAUAAGGAGCCCCGGGGAAUCAUCCCACUGGAGAACCUGAGCAUCAGGGAGGUGGAGGACCCGCGGAAACCCAACUGUUUCGAGCUGUACAACCCCAGCCACAAAGGGCAGGUCAUCAAAGCCUGUAAGACAGAGGCGGACGGCCGGGUAGUGGAGGGCAACCACGUAGUGUACCGCAUCUCGGCGCCCAGCCCGGAGGAGAAGGAGGAGUGGAUGAAGUCCAUCAGAGCGAGUAUCAGCAGGGAUCCUUUCUAUGACAUGUUGGCCACGAGGAAAAGGAGGAUUGCCAAUAAGAAAUAGUGCUUUCCUGGUCUGAGCAGCAGCAGCCCCUGCUGAUCUCAAGAGGCCCUGUCGCCCCUUUCCGCCGCCACCCUCCCGGCUCCAAGGACAUCCUUCUCGAAGGCCCGGCCAGCAGCUGCGCCUGGUGGUCCAGCCUUGAAUAUCCGCGGGGCAGACAAGAGGCCACAUGUGCUCCUUGGUGGUGGUGGCGGUGUUGGCCGUUCUGGAAGCCGCUGUUUUGUAUCAUAACAGGAAAGGAAAAGCUACCACUUUUUUAUUGAGUUUUUUUCUCAGAUAUAUAGGAUUAUAGCUUUUAUACGCCUUUUUAUAUUCUGAAAUUAUAAUGAAAGAUACUUUCUAACAGUAGUAUUUUUAGAAUGGCAGCUAUAAAUUUAACUUCUGGACACACGUAUAUACUGUGCACUGAGAACAAGUUACAUAUACACACACACGCAGCAGCUGGGGAGCUGGGUGCCGCGCUCAAGGGGAACCCGAGGGCGCCCCCUGGUGGGGGGGAGACUCCCGUGUCCUUGAGGACACGCACUGGGUAGGGGUCCAGUGGGGUCCAGUCUUUUCAGUCAUCCAACUCAGUCUUCAUGGCCCUACAGAUAACUUUUCUAAAGACACAAAUCAUUAAAUUUUGGUUUGGGGUGUUUAUCCUGUAACUGCUGAAUCCCAGGACGGACAGUGUAUGUAUUGAACCACAUGAAACUGCUCACUCACAUUUGACCCGUUUCUGACACCCACAAAUAGCAGUGUCACGUGGUCCAACCAAACACAUGGUUCAGGCCAGCUGUGACCACUGUCUUCACUACUUAAGGCCUGUUGGCCAAACGAAUGGUUAUAAUGAUUCGAUCAGAUGUAUUAAUGUAAUGUGUAGACAUGUAAGGAACUGGAGAUAAUUGAUCUUCCUCCAUGUUUUGAGAGAUUUGAUCUAUUACAGGAAGGGAAAGAGCAGGCUGGCGGAUGAAGGUGUAUAGCACGUAGGCUUUUCUGUAAAUAGUUUAAAACCCCAAACACGCACUGGUGGUCGGACUGGAGAAGAUCCCUGACCAGGAGGUUGUCAGGUGCUGCUGGCUGAAUGAGAGGUGCUCAAGCGUGCGGUGAGGAGCUGGGUCCAUCACGCCGCAGAGAUGGCCCAGGGGUGCACAGGUGGGACAUUCAGGGCGGGGCCAGUGACAUGCUUUUUAUUCUAAGUUUCAUUUCCACCACCAGGACCUCCGCACAUUAUAUGGACUCCCUCGCCCACAUGGGCUGUUUCGGUGGAGGGUCCCUUCCCUGGGGGACCCUACUUUCCCUGCCCCACCGCGAAGGCACCCACCCUGUUCAUUUUGCACAUUUGAGAGGUCAUCACCUCUCCUGUGCAAAGGUCAAGUUCAAGAAAGACCACCUUAGUCUAUGUGUGGAGAGGUAAAACAGAGAAAAUGUUUCCUAGGAGUUGCCUUGAGGCUGAGACGGAAUGGCUGUGGGCCCUCAGCCUUGUGCAGCUUAAAGUCACACUAGACUGCAAAGGGGGCCACGCACAGGAUUCUCCACCAGGCAUCAAACUGACUUUUUUGGUUCAUUCCCAAGUGUUCAGGCUUUGCUACUGUACCGAUACCUCAGAUUCAAACCUCUAGUUCUGAGAAAGGCAAGUCAGCAUUCUUGAAACGCCUGACUGGCAUAUAUGCAACUCUGGCCCGUCUUCCGUGAAAAGACGCUGCCCAGACCAUCCGACCAAACACUGCUGACGACGACCGGCAGCGCCCUCCCCUUGGGCCGGCCCCACUCCUGGGUUGCCUGGGCCACCGGCUCCAUCAGUAUUUUGCGUGGGACAACUGAUCUCUCCUUUGUCUGAUCCAGGUAGGACCCUGGGGAUACAGGACUUUCUGUCUUUUGGGUUUGCAUCAGGGUGGGGUUGAGAGAAGUGAGCAGAAGGAAACCUCUGUAAAAUCCUUCUCUGACCACUUGUGAAGGAGCCUUACCAGACGGCUGUUUGCCCGGGAUGAUGCAGAAGGCCAUGGUGCUCAGGAUCUGCCCCUUGCUCCAGGAGUGUUACGUGAAGUCAUGGAAUCCCAGGUUUUGUGUGACAGUAUUGACCUGACAGGCCUGAGGUGUCCUCCCCGCACUAAGCCCUCAGAUGGCCUGGUCCAGAAGCCCCGCUGGGUCAGGGCUGUGUGGGGACAGGUCUGUGGCCGGCGGGCCUGGACCUCAGUGUGAUCCUGUUCACCCCCCUGCUACCCUCCCGUUUGCGCUCAGUGCUUGAAUUACUCGUCUUAUCCCAACUCUGGCCAAAGAGCUUACCUGCAGAGAAAGAGGGCAGGAGGCAGGGAAGGUCUGCUGGGUGGGAGGCAUGGCUUCCACAGCCCUACUUGCCCCCAUUGACACGUGGGGUUUAAGUGGAUGACCCUGUGCCCAGACAGGCAGGUGUCUUCAGGAUCACAGAACAUCCUUGAGCAGUUUAAUGUGGUACCAAACGAAGUCCAAAUAGGAGCUAUUUAUAGAUGAAGCAGCAUUUAACGCUGCAUAUAAAGCAAUGCAUAUUUUUCAAGCUAAAAUGCAUAUAUCUACAUAGAUGUGCUUUGCUGACAAGUUAGGUCUGUUGUAGACCAGAAACCACACAUUGUGAUUUCUUGUUUUAUUUUUUCUUAGAAAACAUUUCUAUUUACAGUAAAUAGUUAAUAUGUAAAUAAUGUACAUAUAUGUUGACUUCUGGAGUGUUUGUUAUUCAGUGUAUAUACUCCUACAAUGUGCAUGAAGAAAUAUCCUUUAUCUAUUGAUAAUUUUGUUGUAAAGUGAAUGGUAAACCUGCAGAGUGUAUGGCUGUCAAAUGGCAAAUACUGUGUUCAUUAAAUAAAAACACAUUGUUAAAAUAA
Messenger RNA from Odocoileus virginianus texanus, 4094 nucleotides. RefSeq names its product cytohesin 3 (gene CYTH3). The record is from RefSeq and is a predicted model, not a curated record. NCBI's taxonomy places the organism in Eukaryota, Metazoa, Chordata, Mammalia, Artiodactyla, Cervidae. Gene Ontology annotation, molecular function: guanyl-nucleotide exchange factor activity. Gene Ontology annotation, biological process: regulation of ARF protein signal transduction.